Molecule: messenger RNA, 1846 nt
Organism: Agrilus planipennis (emerald ash borer)
Lineage: Eukaryota; Metazoa; Arthropoda; Insecta; Coleoptera; Buprestidae
Product: bone morphogenetic protein 10-like
Exons: 4
Coding region: 463-1767 (434 amino acids)
Biological process (GO): SMAD protein signal transduction; BMP signaling pathway
Cellular component (GO): extracellular region
Molecular function (GO): growth factor activity; cytokine activity
Source: RefSeq, a predicted model, not a curated record
GAGAAGGAAGAUGACACAGAAAAAAGGAAAAUUGAAAAUAAAUGAAAGAAAAUGUGUGGAAUAUUAUUGCUGUAAACGUCAUGAAUUAAUUCGAACAAGAGUACAAAAAAAGAACACUUUGUACACUAACAUUUCCGUUCUGAAAAAUCAUUCAAUGUGGAAUUGCCUAUUACUAUUAAUAAAUCUGUAAUAUACACCUCGAAUUAAACCGAGUGUGGGCUCUGAACUCGUUUAAAAUCAAAGGAAAAAUACACUUCAGUUAAUUAUGACAGUUCCUUGCGUAAAUCAAAUAUCAAUAGCAUCUACUUCUUUAUUACGAAAAGCCGACAUACGUGCAAGAACAUUGUAAGUCUCAAGCCAAGAACCGAAAACUACUAGAUAACGGGCAUCAUAUCUCAAGAGCUUUGAGUCAACGAUGCGUCCUGAGAGUCCUGAUUCCCGACGACGCUAGUCCAGUUGAAGAUGAAGUUUUACGCAGCACAGGAGCAUGAGCAUCACGCACCCCAUAGAACGUGGCACAGUGUCCUUUAUUAUAUUGUUGUUAUAGUGCUGUUUUGGUGUGUUUUCGAACUCAGAAAGACGUACUUUCGGGAGAAUUCUGUUUCCAGUCGAGUUAAAGUUGAGGAUAGUGAUGACGAUGUCACAAUCGGUGAAGUAAACAUAUCGUCCUGGACCAAUAAUUUCCAGACGAAGAGUAAAUCCAAUGCCAGGCAAAGGAUCCAUGUUCCCAAGUUCAUGCUAGAUUUGUAUGAACAGUACAAAAACGAUUAUGGAAGAAACUGUACAAGACCUGAUGUUGUACGAAGUGUAGUACCAAAACAAGGAGGUUCAUCUUUUCUGGAACCAACCGUUGAAGACAUAAUCGAAAACCAUAUGCUAGCUUUUGAUAUACCUGCUCCCAAUAAAGAUGAAGAGCUCUUGAGUGCCGAACUAAAAAUAUUAACUCUUGUUCAAACACCAAAGACAAUAAUAGGAGUUGAAAGGAUAAUAACACUUCUAGUGUUUAACGAAACAGUCAACGAAUUUCAACCGUUAGACAAUCGACAUUUAUUUCAUUUUGAGAACACUUGGAUUUCAUUCAACGUUACGACACCGGUAAUGAAGCUUCUUCAAAACGUCACUUUUUCCAAUAAUAUUCUGAAAGUUAUUUUACGUGUACGUUCAGUGUUCUCCAUGUAUCAUGGAGCCUCUGAGAGUGAAUUUCGUCUAUCGUUGAUGCCUAACAAUAACAACGAAAAUAUAGAACAUGAAUAUCCUGUUCUCUUAUUGUCGUACAUGUCCCGUAAGGAUCGCAAUGUUCAAUGGAAUGAAGAGAAGAGGAAUUACGGCUCUUAUAAACGAUCUAAAAGGGACUCCGAUGAUGAUUAUGAAGACGGGACCAACAGAUUAUUGGACACAGGUCAAAACCCAAAUGGGAAAAGUCACGUUAAAAGAAUGAAGAGACUAAAAAAUUCUUGUAAAAAGAAAUCACUCUACGUGAAUUUUGCCGAUAUUGGAUAUAAUUCCUGGAUUAUACAGCCAAGUGGAUACGAAGCAAAUCAGUGUGUUGGUAAAUGUUUUUUUCCCAUGGCAGAACAUCUGUCUCCGUCGAAACAUGCCAUUAUUCAAUCCCUUGUACACAGCAUCUCGCCACCAAAAGCAGUACGACCAUGUUGCACCCCGAUCUCCAUGAAUUCAAUUUCACUCAUGUAUAUAGACGAGAAAGGAUUUUUAACACUGACUUACGCUUACGAAGACAUGGUUGUUGAUAAAUGCGGUUGCAGAUAGUAUUACAAAUUGAAGUUUGUUAUUUUUCAAUAAUUAUAGAUAUUUUUGUUGUUAACUUAUUUAUUUUUUAAUGUUUAGA